AUCAGCUGUGUCCAAUCACAGCUGAUCACUGAUCAUCAUCACUGAUGAUCAGUGUGCCCUGAUGAUCAAUGUGGCCCCAGAAGUGCACCUGUCAGUGCUCAUCAGUGCCUUGUGCCAGUGCCCAUCAGUGCCAAGUGCCCAUCAGUGCCGCCCAUCAGUGCCGCCCCUUCAGUGCCGCCCAUCAGUGCCGCCCAUCAGUGCCGCCCAUCAGUGCCGCCCAUCAGUGCCGCCAGUCAGUGCCGCCCAACAGUGCCAGUCAGUGCCGCCUAACAGUGCCAGUCAGUGCCGCCUAACAGUGCCAGUCAGUGCCGCCUAA
Staurois parvus is the source of this 316-nucleotide messenger RNA. Lineage: Eukaryota; Metazoa; Chordata; Amphibia; Anura; Ranidae. The record is from the annotation of a GenBank genome assembly.